Xyrauchen texanus (razorback sucker) is the source of this 1007-nucleotide messenger RNA. RefSeq names its product neurogenic differentiation factor 6-B-like. Bases 48 to 1007 code for a protein of 319 amino acids. Lineage: Eukaryota; Metazoa; Chordata; Actinopteri; Cypriniformes; Catostomidae. Gene Ontology annotation, molecular function: protein dimerization activity. The transcript has a single exon. The record is from RefSeq and is a predicted model, not a curated record.
UAUCCCAUAUGUUCACUGACUGAAUUUACGUUUGGUUUCCAGGGACGAUGUUAACCGUACCAUUCGAAGAUCCAGACAUGAUGCGGGAAUCUCAGUUCGGUGCCAGAUUCCAGCGUCAGGAAGUUCGCACGCUCAAUAACGCCUCCAACACGGAGCCCAAGGAGGCUGAGGACGACAACACGGACAGGGAAGAAGUAGAAAGAGAGGAUGACCGGGACGAGAACAGUCUCCUAAAGAAGAAAGGCCCGCGUAAAAAGAAAUUUCCUGACGGACGCGUCGAGCGCGUGAAAGUGCGGCGCCAAGAAGCGAACGCGCGCGAGCGCAGCCGCAUGCACGGGCUCAACGACGCUCUAGAGAGCCUGCGCAAAGUCGUGCCCUGCUACUCCAAAACGCAAAAACUCUCCAAGAUCGAGACUUUGAGGCUGGCCAAGAAUUACAUCUGGGCUCUAUCUGAGACUCUGAGUGCGGGCAAGAGACCCGACCUACUCGCCUUUGUGCAGACCCUAUGCAAAGGACUAUCGCAGCCCACCACCAACUUGGUUGCGGGCUGCCUGCAGUUGAACGCCAGAAAUUUCCUCACCGAUCACAAUGGGGAUGUGGCGUUCUCAGGCAGGCCUGAUGCUAUGUAUCCGUACCCGAACGCUGAGACGGGCACGCCCACCGGCCUCAGCUCCGGGACCAGGGACAGCGCCAAACCGUUCCGGCCGUAUAACUAUUACGCGUCCUACGAGUCCUAUUACGACAGUGCCUCUCCGGAGGGUGGCAGCCCACAUUUCGACAGCCAAAUAAGCCCCCCGAUCAAUUAUAAUGGAAUUUUCUCACUUAAAAAACACGAGGACCAAGUAGAGUACAGUAAGAAUUGCCAUUAUGGAAUGAGAUACUGUAACGUGCCUGGUCGGGGCUCCAUGUACCGCGUUUCCCCAGACAGCCAUUUCCCUUAUGACUUACAUCCCCGCAGCCAAUCGUUCCAGAGCCAGGACGAAUUAAAUACGGGUUUCCAUAAUUAA